Messenger RNA from Endocarpon pusillum Z07020, 948 nucleotides. RefSeq lists its product as uncharacterized. The coding region runs from base 1 to 948 and encodes 315 amino acids. Lineage: Eukaryota; Fungi; Ascomycota; Eurotiomycetes; Verrucariales; Verrucariaceae. The transcript has a single exon. The record is from RefSeq and is a predicted model, not a curated record.
AUGGACAUGAAUUCUUACGAAUUGCAACGGCUUGAGAAUAUCAAGCACAAUCGGCAGGUGCUUAAAGAUCUCGAUCUUGAUAGAGUAUCUCGGGAUGCCUAUUCGGAAAAGAAACCCACGCGCAAGCGAAGAAAGGUCGAGACACCGCCUUCACGCGCCUCUGCCCGAAUUGCAUCUUCGACGAGGCCUAUCUACGAAAUUGAUGUCAGCAAGGAUGCGGAUGUUGAAGUCCAGAGGCGCAGGCCCAGGCAGGCGAAGACUCCUCCUCAAACGCACCUUCCUUCUGUCGCUCUUGGUCUCGACGUAGAGUCAAUACGUACUCGCUGGACAGAUUGGAUGCCUUCUGCACCGCCACCCACAAGAGACGAGUCUGGCACCUUCCAUUUCGCGUCGCAUCCGGAUUUUCUCCCAAAUAAGUCUCCAGAAGAAGUGCUCCGCGAGGGCUGCUUCGGCGGUUCAUACUUUCGUCCUCUGAGAUCUCAAAAGCUUAGUAUCAAGAUUGAAGACGACCACAAAGAGCUACCAGAUCCCUGGACUACUGGCCUUGACAUCUCAAGAUACCUGACUUCGCCAGACUAUAAUCCUGAUGUCAACAAAUUUAAAGUUGCGUGCGGCCAGAGCAUUGAAGAAUGGGAGGCUGCCGGUUGGAUCAAUCAUGACUACGAUGUCCGAGGCUGGUUCCAGUGGUAUAUACGGUUCUUCCAGGGUCGCAGAUGCGCAGAUGAUGAUAGACAAGUAUCAAGAUGGAAGAAAUGUGUUGGAGAAAGUGGACGCUGGAGGCGAAUGCUGCUGAAGAAGUACAGGGCGUUAGGGGUGCGAGAAGUGUUUGAUGACGGUACAGACGAGGAUGCGCCUGAAGUCAGUCCUGUGAUGCACCAGACAUGUCAUCAUUGGGCAUUCGAGGUCAGGCAGAAUGUUUUGGAUGAUUUUUGGUCGCAGCAGCGGUAA